UGCUUCCACCCCUAUUCGAUUUGAUAACAUUUCGAUAACAUUUAUAAAUCUUAAUAAGUAUUCCAUAUUUUUGUUAUAUUCAAAAAUAAUAACAAAUGGAGCUGGUGGCCAUCCGGCCCAAGGCGCCGGGAAGCACUAAUCAGAGCGGGAGCCAGCGACUGCCGGCCAGGAAGCCGGGACAGCGGAGGAUGUACCACUGCGGCGUCUGCUUGGCGGGAUUCCCGCGUCACUUGGCCACCAAGCGCCACGAGCAGCAGUGCGAGGCCAAAUUGAGGCGCCUGUUCGUCUGCCGCCACUGCCUGACCCUCUACGGCGAGGAGUCGCGGCUGGAGCGGCACCGGCAGCGGAAGCACGCGGACGGACAGUUCCUGUGCCUGCAGUGCGGCAAGCGGUACGCCUCGGCCACCUUUCUCUACCGCCAUGUGGUCAGUUGGCAUGGCGAGCAGUCGCUAUUCUACUGCGCCAUGUGCGCGGAUAACUGCAACGAUGUGAAGACCUUCAGCGGAAUGCGGGAGCUGCAGGAGCACGCCGACGAGGUGCACCACCUGCGCUCCCUGGGCUCCACGGCCAGCGAAACAGGCAGCCUGGUCGACGAAACCGAGGACCUGGAGAUGCUGGAGGAGAACAUCGAGGACAUCCUGCCCAGCGUCGACUGGGACGACGAUCUCACCUUCGGCUGGCCCAUGGACCUGGACAAGGAGUCGUGCAUUUCGGACGGCAAGCCGAGCGUCUUUGUGUGCCCCUUCUGCGCCAACGGCUUCUCGGGCAGUCUGGGUCUGGUGCGCCACCUGGAGCAGAUGCACGAUCGGAAUCCCCUGGACUGUUGCUACUGCGGCAAGAGCCACGGCAGCCGCGAGGCCCUCCGGUCCCACCUGCAACGUGUCCACGUUCUGCUGCGCGGUCAUGUGUGCGCCGUUUGCCAGGCGGACUUUGCCACCGCCGAUCAUCUGAAGAAGCACGUGAAUAGCCGCCACCUGGACCACCGGCCGCACCAGUGUCCCACCUGCGGCAAGAGCUUCGCCCAGCGGUGCCACCUCACCCAGCACAUGGCCACGGAUCGCGGACACGAGCAGGGCAACCACGUCUGCCAGCUCUGCCUGUGGCCCUUCUUUCGCGCCAUCGAUCUCGAACGGCAUGUCAACGAGAAGCAUCCGUAGCAGGAUUCGGGAUGAGAUGUAAGGUAUAUUCGACUGCCAGGAUAUUAGGAUUAAAAUUAGAGUUAAGUCUAAAGACGACAUCAACAGUGAGAAAACAUUACCUACUAUUUUACUACAGAAUACCAAUUAGGCAGUAGCAUCAGCUAAAAUAAGAGAAAAGUACUUGGUAUUUUUGUUUUUUGUUAAGUUAAAAUAUAAUUUUCUUUACCAAAAAAAAGUUCAAUUUAAAAUUAAGAGCUCUAAACAUAAAUAAUCAAUAAAUUAUGAUUAUUUGUUAACCAAUAAUAUUUAAUUAUUCCCACAAAGCUAACUUAGAGUUAAAACUAUAUCCAAACUUUAAAUAUAGAGCUUUAGCGAAUUAGGCCUUCAGCCAGCGUUUGCUUUGAAAUAUACAAUAUAGAUUUCACAGAUAUUAUUCUUAAACUAGUAUUAUAUCAAUAAAAAACAACAUUGAAAAGGA
Molecule: messenger RNA, 1617 nt
Organism: Drosophila takahashii
Lineage: Eukaryota; Metazoa; Arthropoda; Insecta; Diptera; Drosophilidae
Product: zinc finger protein 467
Biological process (GO): regulation of transcription by RNA polymerase II
Cellular component (GO): nucleus
Molecular function (GO): DNA-binding transcription activator activity, RNA polymerase II-specific; RNA polymerase II cis-regulatory region sequence-specific DNA binding
Source: RefSeq, a predicted model, not a curated record